AUGAAUGGAUUGGAACUGUGUACUAUAAAUCUAGAAUCUCUGCCUCUUGGAGGAGUAUUAAAGAUUGCUAUGGCCUUUUGCCUCAUUGCAUCUGAGAGCAAAAUGGGUCACCAACAGCUGUACUGGAGCCAUCUGAGGAAAUUUGGCCAGGGGUCUCAUUCUUGCUGCAUUUGCUGGAACCAGCAGGGUCUGACCCAGAAAUACACUCUCAGUAUGUGCUGCCAGUAUUUCCGUCAGUCCGUGAAGGAUAUAGGCUUCAUUAGGUUACAUUAAGUGAACUUCCUUGAAUGGGUCAUCCAAGAUACCUCCCUUAACUGCAGA
Molecule: messenger RNA, 321 nt
Organism: Prionailurus viverrinus (fishing cat)
Lineage: Eukaryota; Metazoa; Chordata; Mammalia; Carnivora; Felidae
Product: 40S ribosomal protein S29-like
Exons: 1
Coding region: 1-273 (90 amino acids)
Cellular component (GO): cytosolic small ribosomal subunit
Molecular function (GO): structural constituent of ribosome; zinc ion binding
Source: RefSeq, a predicted model, not a curated record